Messenger RNA from Megalobrama amblycephala (Wuchang bream), 1624 nucleotides. RefSeq names its product guanine nucleotide binding protein (G protein), alpha 14 (gene gna14). Gene Ontology annotation, molecular function: guanyl nucleotide binding; GTPase activity; GTPase activator activity. The record is from RefSeq and is a predicted model, not a curated record. The transcript is spliced from 7 exons. Lineage: Eukaryota; Metazoa; Chordata; Actinopteri; Cypriniformes; Xenocyprididae. Bases 287 to 1399 code for a protein of 370 amino acids. Gene Ontology annotation, cellular component: heterotrimeric G-protein complex. Gene Ontology annotation, biological process: action potential; phospholipase C-activating dopamine receptor signaling pathway; adenylate cyclase-modulating G protein-coupled receptor signaling pathway.
ACUAUCCCUUUUAUUCUUUUGUUCAUGAUGUGGGUGUUGCUUGAUUAAGUGGCAUAAAUGUUUUUUUUGUUUGUUUGUUUUAAUAAUUAUUUAAUGAGAAGAGAGCAACUGAAAUUAGAGCAGAGGAAAAAGGAAACAAAUGCCUUACAUAACACUACCCAUCCCCAUCCAUUGAAUGAGGAAGAAACUUCACCUGUAAAUUACAGUACAUCAAGCCGUUCCUGAGGUAGGCGUGUUCCUACAGCCUUUCUUUAAGACAGCUCUUUUAACCCUGUUGAGUGGGUUGAUGAAUGUAUUAAGUGCAAAGUACUGGAGGAGGUUUAAGCUGUUCAGGAUGGGGGACUGCUGCAUGUCUGGUGAAGACAGGGAAAGUGCCAGGAUUAACCAUGAAAUUGAGAGACAGCUUAAGAUGGACAAAAAGGAUGCAUCCCGACAACUGAAACUUUUGCUUUUAGGUACAGGGGAGAGUGGGAAGAGCACUUUCAUCAAGCAGAUGAGAAUUAUACAUGGCAGGGGCUACACAGAGGAAGACAGGAGGGCCUUUGCCAAGCUGGUGUACCAGAAUAUCUUUGUUUCUAUUCAAACCUUGCUUCAAGCCAUGGAUAUCCUGAAAAUCCAUUUUGCUGAUGGAAAAAACACAACAUAUGCUGCAAUGCUUAACAAAGUGACCCCUGAAACAGUACUGUCACUGGAGGCUGAAUAUGCUGAAGCCAUCAAGAGUGUGUGGAAAGACCAAGGCCUGCAGAAAUGCUUUGAACGCAGGAGAGAGUUUCAGUUGUCAGACUCUACCAAAUAUUACCUUGAUGACAUUGACAGAAUAUCUGCAGCCUUUUACUUGCCGAAUCUGCAGGAUAUUCUACGAGUCCGAGUUCCAACCACAGGCAUCAUUGAGUACGUCUUUGACCUUCAGACUGUCAUUUUCAGAAUGGUUGACGUCGGAGGCCAAAAGUCAGAAAGACGGAAGUGGAUCCAUUGUUUUGAAAAUGUCACUUCCAUCAUCUACCUGGUGGCUCUGAGCGAGUACGAUCAGGUCUUAUACGAGUGUGCGAAAGAGAACCGCAUGGAGGAAAGUAAAGCACUUUUUAAGACAAUCAUCUCUUACCCCUGGUUCCAGGAUUCAUCUAUCAUCCUCUUCCUCAAUAAGACAGAUAUCCUGAAGGAGAAGAUCUCAAAGUCAGACCUUGUAAAGUAUUUUCCACAAUAUACAGGCCCUAAAAAUGAUGCAGAAGCCGCAAUGAAGUUCAUCUUGAGUAUGUAUGAAGAACAGAACAAGGACACACAUAAACGUAUCUACGCACAUUUCACAUGUGCAACCGACACUGAAAAUAUCCGCUUUGUUUUUAGUGCUGUGAAGGACACCAUUCUGCGGAGCAUCCUGUCAACAUUUAACUUGGGUUAAGUGAUAAAAGUGAUUUUAUAUAUGGCUAGAUUGAAUGUUUUUUUUUUUUGUUUUUUUUUUUUACCUCUGAGUCAAUGAAAAUGUGAAUGUGAUCUGUGUGUGAGCCCUGGAAUUAUGUCAAAGUGCAUUCUGUGAAUUCUUCUUGCAUUAGCGGAAAUUCAAGGGAAAGUGUUUUAAUUAUGUGUUUUGCUGAAUAAAGAAAGUCUUACAGGUUUGGAAAAAAAA